UUCCUUUACGGCGAGCGCUGGCGCCAGGGUCGGUCGGGUUUCGGGGAGCGGUGCGGCAGGACAAUGAGCGAUAGCGGGGAGCAGAACUACGGCGAGCGGGAAUCCCGUUCUGCUUCCAGAAGCGGAAGCGCUCAUGGGUCUGGCAAGUCGGGGAGGCACACCCCUGCAAGAUCUCGAUCUAAGGAGGAUUCCAGGCGUUCCAGGUCAAAAUCUAGAUCCAGGUCUGAAUCCAGAUCUAGAUCAAGGAGGAGUUCUCGCAGACACUACACAAGAUCCCGCUCCCGUUCCCGCUCUCACAGGAGGUCAAGAAGUAGGUCUUACAGUCGGGAUUAUCGGCGACGACACAGUCACAGCCAUUCACCCAUGUCGACUCGCAGACGUCAUAUUGGAAACAGGGCAAAUCCUGACCCAAAUUGUUGUCUUGGCGUGUUUGGAUUGAGUCUGUACACCACAGAAAGAGAUCUCAGAGAAGUUUUCUCCAAGUAUGGUCCAAUUGCUGAUGUCUCCAUUGUGUAUGAUCAGCAGUCUCGGCGUUCAAGAGGAUUUGCAUUUGUGUACUUCGAAAACGUAGAGGAUGCUAAGGAAGCGAAAGAACGUGCCAAUGGAAUGGAGCUGGAUGGAAGAAGGAUCCGGGUAGACUUCUCCAUAACAAAAAGACCUCACACGCCUACCCCUGGAAUCUAUAUGGGAAGGCCCACUUACGGCAGCUCACGACGCCGAGAUUACUAUGACAGAGGGUACGACAGAGGCUAUGAUGAUCGUGACUAUUACAGCAGAUCAUACAGAGGUGGUGGUGGUGGAGGAGGUGGAGGAUGGAGAGCUGUUCAAGACAGGGAUCAGUUUUACAGGCGGAGAUCACCAUCACCAUAUUACAGCCGAGGGGGCUACAGAUCUCGAUCCAGAUCUCGGUCCUAUUCACCUCGUCGCUACUAAAGCAUGACACACGGAGGAAAUUCCAGCUACAGCCUUUGAGUUGAAAUUGCAAGUUUGUUGACAAUAUUUUUAUUGUCUCUUCUGUUUAAACAAGUGAACAGUGCCUAGUGAAUAGGUGACUUUUACACCUUUUAUGAAGACUACUUCUGUGAUGUUCAUUCAGCAUAUUUGUGUAGUUUGGUGCUUUGUUUCAAGUUGUGUUUUGAAAGGAGUAUGUUUUGCAUGUAUUUUUUUAGUCUCAAUUUUGACUCCUGAAAGGUUUCUAUUGUAAAGACAAACUGUUCAGUUAGGUUUUUUUCUACUGAUUCCAAGAUAUUCUGAAAAUCAAAACCUGUGUAAAAUGCUUUCCAAAAGUGGGAAAUAAAACAAAAAGGCGUUUGUUUUUUCUUUUCCUACUUACUUUUGCCAAGUGUAAGCUUUAUGAGUUGAAAAGAGACUACAACACUUAGGCUGUGUAUUCUGGAGUGAUGUUGGAAGCCCAGAAGUAAAAUUGACCCUGAUACUGUGUU
This is a messenger RNA of Dryobates pubescens (Downy woodpecker), 1442 nucleotides long. It is a transcript of the gene TRA2B, whose product is annotated as transformer 2 beta homolog. The transcript has 9 exons. NCBI's taxonomy places the organism in Eukaryota, Metazoa, Chordata, Aves, Piciformes, Picidae. Bases 64 to 933 code for a protein of 289 amino acids. Gene Ontology annotation, cellular component: spliceosomal complex. Gene Ontology annotation, biological process: positive regulation of mRNA splicing, via spliceosome. Gene Ontology annotation, molecular function: RNA binding. The record is from RefSeq and is a predicted model, not a curated record.